Choloepus didactylus (southern two-toed sloth) is the source of this 1348-nucleotide messenger RNA. Its product is annotated as vomeronasal type-1 receptor 4-like. NCBI's taxonomy places the organism in Eukaryota, Metazoa, Chordata, Mammalia, Pilosa, Megalonychidae. Gene Ontology annotation, cellular component: membrane. Gene Ontology annotation, biological process: G protein-coupled receptor signaling pathway. The record is from RefSeq and is a predicted model, not a curated record. The transcript is spliced from 3 exons. Bases 322 to 1263 code for a protein of 313 amino acids. Gene Ontology annotation, molecular function: pheromone receptor activity.
CAGUUUUGGGCAUAAUAUGUUUUGCAGAUAUUUGCAAGACUCGUUAACAAUUAUCCACCCACAGAGAGACUGUGUGACCGAGAUGGUGCAGCCGUCCCAGGUCUAAGGGCGAACUUCAUAAUCCACAGGUGAAAUGAUAAUUGCAGUUCUGUGGGGAGGUGAGGUCACAGAGUCACAAGCCCUUAUCUCGGGGUCAAGCUGCUCCCUCUGACACUUGCUGGCCAUCAUGACUGUCACACUGAGCCCACUGUCCUGACAGCAGAAAGGAGUAGGAAUCUUCUGGCUCUGAAGAGAAAACGUCAGUGCCUGGGAACUGGCAGAAUGUCCUCCAGAGAUUUGGCAACAGGCUUGGUCAUCUUAUCCCAGACUGUAGUUGGGGUGCUGGGGAAUUUCUCUCUUCUUUACCAUCAUAUCUUCCUUUAUGUCACCGGGUUCAGGUUAAGGUCCAUAGAUUUGAUUCUCAAUAACCUGAAUGUAGCCAACUCCUUGUCCAUCCUCACUAUUGGAGUCCCCAGGACAAUGGCAGCAUUUGGGUUGAAAGAUUUCCUCAAUGAUAUUGGAUGCAAACUCCUUUUGUACUUUCGCAGUAUUGGCAGGGGUGUGUGCAUUAGCAGCACCUGCCUCUUGAGUAUCUUCCAGGCCAUCACCAUCAGCCCCAAUAACUCCAGGUGGGCAGAGAUUAAAAUGAAAGCUCCCAAUUACAUCGGCUUCACCAUAUCUCUGUGCUGGCUCCUCUACAUGCUGGUAAAUAUCAUUUAUCCUGUGUUUGUGACUGGCAAUUGGAGAAAUGAUACCAUCAUAAAGAGAAAAGAUUUAGGCUACUGUUCUGCUAAAUAUCACGACAGAAGUGCAGAUUCACUCUAUGCUGCAUUGUUAUCAUUCCCUGAUGCUCUGUGUUUGGGGCUCAUGCUCUGGGCCAGCGGCUCCAUGGUUUCCAUCCUGUACAGGCACAAGCAGCGGGUCCAACACAUCCACAGGACCAGCCUCUCCCCCAGGUCCUCCCCUGAGUCCAGAGCUACACAAACCAUCCUUUUACUAGUGAGCACCUUUGUAUCCUUUUACACUCUCUCCUCCAUCCUUCAGGUUUGUAUUGCUCUUUUUGAUAAUCCCGGUUUGUUGCUGCUGCAGAUAGAUGCAGUAUUUUCUCUGUGUUUCCCAACUGUCAGCCCCUUCGUUCUCAUGGGCCGUGAUUCCAGUUUAUCUGGGGUCAGCUUUUCCUGCAGAAGGAAUAAAAAUUCCCCUAACUCCAUCAGACAUAUGUAAAUGGUAUUUCUUUGCACAGCAUUGCUUUGCUUCUUCUUUUGGCCAUCACAGAAUUGUAAGCACAAUUAUGAAGCUAUAUUACAAG